Talaromyces marneffei is the source of this 1017-nucleotide messenger RNA. RefSeq lists its product as uncharacterized. The record is from RefSeq and is a predicted model, not a curated record. The transcript is spliced from 2 exons. Lineage: Eukaryota; Fungi; Ascomycota; Eurotiomycetes; Eurotiales; Trichocomaceae. The coding region runs from base 1 to 1017 and encodes 338 amino acids. Gene Ontology annotation, cellular component: nucleus.
AUGCCGAGACGACGCAUUGUCGAGGAUUCUUCGGAUGAAGACACGGACAACUCAUCGCAUUUGAUGCCCUCGGAUGACCGCUUAGAAAAAGCGCUACGAGAUACCGUUGCGAAUAUCUUUCGAACAGGGAAAUUAGAAGAAUUAACCGUCAAGCGCGUACGGCUAGCAACGGAGAAUGCUUUAGGCUUGGACGAGGGGUUUUUCAAAGCACAUAAGGAAUGGAAGACGAGGAGUGAUCAAAUAAUCAAAAACGAGGCUGAGAAACAUGAAGAACCACAGGAAGAUGAGAUAAUUGACGAACCGCCCGCACCGCCGACAAAACCACCGAAACCCAAGACGAAAAAAGUUGCUAAGCGGGUAUCAGAAGAAAACACAUCGGUCAAGAAGAAACGCCGAAAAGUCAGCAGCGAGGUAGAAUCACCGGAGGUCACUCCGCCGCCGGUCGAUGAAGACGGAGACAACGACGAAGAAGAAGAAGAAGCCAAAAGCGCUUCCCCGAAAGUUCCCAGUAAGGAAGCAGUGGCAGAACAAGGAGAACAGUCCGAGAGUGAAAUGUCGGUGUUGCUAGACGAAGAACCCAAGAAACAACGACCAAAGAAAGCACCAAGUGCACCGAAGGCGCGAAAUACGAAGAGCACAUCAAAACCCAUCACCGAUCUAGAUCCAGAUCAAGCAGAAAUAAAGCGUUUACAGGGAUGGCUCAUUAAAUGCGGUAUUCGGAAAAUGUGGGCGCGCGAAUUGGCUCUGUAUGAUACUCCGAAGGCGAAGAUCAAGCAUUUGAAGAAGAUGUUAGAAGAUGUGGGUAUGAAGGGCCGGUAUUCCGCUGACAAGGCUCGUCAAAUCCGCGAGGCGAGGGAACUUCAAGCGGACCUGGAAGCUGUAAAGGAGGGAGCCUCUAGAUGGGGUACAGGAACUGCACAGGAUGAGAGCGGUUCCGAAGAGAAGCCUCGAAGACGGUUGGUCAAAGGCCGUCAAAGUCUUGCGUUUCUUUCCGACGACGGCGAAGAGACCGAUUAA